Scaptodrosophila lebanonensis is the source of this 1990-nucleotide messenger RNA. RefSeq names its product Bardet-Biedl syndrome 1 protein homolog (gene BBS1). Gene Ontology annotation, cellular component: centrosome; BBSome; axoneme. The transcript has 6 exons. Bases 1 to 1821 code for a protein of 606 amino acids. The record is from RefSeq and is a predicted model, not a curated record. Gene Ontology annotation, molecular function: patched binding; smoothened binding. Gene Ontology annotation, biological process: non-motile cilium assembly; protein localization to cilium. Lineage: Eukaryota; Metazoa; Arthropoda; Insecta; Diptera; Drosophilidae.
AUGGCAACUAGUGGAACAACUGCUCCCAACUGGCUUAAUGUGGACACUGAAGAUGAGAUGCCCAAGCUGACCACACUAUCAAGCUGUAUGGCGUUGAGCGAUGUGCAGUGUGAUGGUUAUGUGCGAUUGCUGGCAGCGGACAUUUCGUUGGAGGACGAUGAGCCGAGCGCAAGGCUGAAGGUAUUCCGCGGACUAAGGCUGAAGCAGGAGCAGCUCUUGCCAGGAAUACCUGCAGCCAUAGAGAGCCUCUACAUAGACGAAACGGAACCAAAGACCCCAGUUAUUGCUGUGGCCAUCGCUGAGUCUGUGUUGUUCUUUCGUCAUAUGAAGCCCUACUUCAAGUUCACGAUACCCGCCUUGGAGGUGGACGAUUUGGAGCUGGAAGUCUGGCGACAAUUGCCGGUUAUGCCGACGAAGCGCGAUGCGUUGUUGGACUCUUUGAGAAAUUUGGAGCAUGCCAAAUUGUCGCGAAAGUCGCAAAAACUUUUGCAGUUGUCAGAGGAGGAACGCGAGUCCUUUAUCAGCACACAUGCCGACUCUCCUGUGGGUCGCCACGGCAACAUUGUGGCCAUGUGUUGCCUCAAACGUGUCUCCAGCGAUGCCAAUCCACCGUCACAUCUUGUGUUGGCCACCGAUACCGGUGACAUACUCAUACUUGAGCCACAGGGCUUCAAUUUGGUGUAUCAGGCCCGGACGUGCGCCUAUGAGACCACGCCUAGUUUGCUCUCAGUGCAGGGCACUUUUGAGACGGACUUUAGCAUUUUAGUGGGUACUCGCAACGGCGGCGUUUACUUGCUGCGAAAAUCCACCAACGAGGGUCACGGUCAGGAGGUUUUUAAAAUUUCCAGCCCACUUACCGGCCUGUUGAUGCUGCCUAUCGAUCAGACAAUUGUGGUGACCACAAUGGAGCACUUCUAUCAAUGCUAUUCGAAGCGUGGCAAGCUACUAUAUCAGGUCCAGCUCAACGCACUGCCAGUCUGCAUUCUGUCGCUGACGCUAAGCCAUUUUGGCAUCACUUUGUUGGCCAUUGCGCUGCAAGGCGGAGUCGUUCAGUUUUACCUGCAACGCUACCUGGUCGAUGAGUUUGUGGUUUCGAGCACCGUAGCUGCCAUGUUGUACGGGCGCAUGGGAAUGGAGGAUCAUGUUCUGACACUGGUUACCCAAGAGAAUCAAAUGUUUGUCAAGAUUUUGCGACGCCUGGCGCGCUUUGAGCCAAAGUCCUCGGCCUUAUCGCUGGCUUCAAAGACAGCCGCAGGCAGGAAAAAAAACGGCGAUGUUUCCAUAUUGGAUAAGCCCAAGAAGAGCUCAAUUUUUGUGGAGCAAGCCGUGCGGGAGAAACAGCAUGCCAAAGCUACCUAUGGCAGUUUUCAAGUGGAAUUGUGGCGUCUCCGGCACACCGCCGCCCGUGCCACUAUUGACGCCAUCAACUCGUCCGAGACCAGCAUUUCCGGAGACCUCACACAUGCGCCCGUAAAGCUGGCAGCUGAAGUUUGCGGCACUGGUCCUGCUUUUCGCCUCUACCUUACUGUUCAGAAUCUGUCCUCAUUCAAAAUGGCCUCCAAUCUUGUAGUGCUGCUGCAUGCCGAUCGCAGACACUACACCAUACAACAGUCUAUGGCCCGACUGCCCAGCGUCUUGCCUGGCGUACCGCUGCGCGUCGAUUUCGAGGUGGUGGCCGUGCUCGAUCCCAUCGACAAACUACCACCGGCGACCCUAACACUGGACAAUGCACAAAUCCGUGUCAUGCUGCUAAAAUCAGGACAGGCCAAGCCUCUCAUAGCGGCUGCAGUCUCCAUGCCACAAUCGGAGGCAGCCUUCUAAAGAGAGGGGCAAUUGCUGUUUGUGUGCAAGCAAACAAAAGAAAACAAAUUGUUUCGUUUUUUUGGCAUACUUGGGGGCGUACUUCUCAUAGACCUUGAUGUAGGCCUCCUUGGACAGACCCUUGUGCGAGUUCCACGCCUCCCACAUGGCCUUUUUCUUCAGAUCAAGG